Molecule: messenger RNA, 4237 nt
Organism: Carassius gibelio (silver crucian carp)
Lineage: Eukaryota; Metazoa; Chordata; Actinopteri; Cypriniformes; Cyprinidae
Product: regulating synaptic membrane exocytosis protein 4-like
Exons: 6
Coding region: 624-1433 (269 amino acids)
Biological process (GO): calcium ion-regulated exocytosis of neurotransmitter; regulation of membrane potential; positive regulation of synaptic transmission
Cellular component (GO): cytoskeleton of presynaptic active zone; presynaptic membrane
Molecular function (GO): transmembrane transporter binding; small GTPase binding
Source: RefSeq, a predicted model, not a curated record
UUUUUGUCUCCACAAAGAGCUCAGCGCUGAAUGAAGUGAAUCAGCCUCAGACUGCUAGAAUAGUAAGAACGUUUUCUCCCUGUCUGUCUGUCUCUCUCUCUCUCUGUGUGUGUCUCUACAGUCCCAUCUCUCCUUCCCUCUCUCCAUUUCUCCUCUUUUCUCUCUCUCUCUCUCUCACACACACACACACAGACAAACGGCAGUAUACUCCAUCCGUCCAUCCACUGCACAGCCCGGUGAGGGAUCAGCUGGACAGGGAAAAGCAAUAGAUCAUGUUCUCUGAAGCAGAUCCAGCACAGCUCUGAGACAUCAGCCUCUGAGAUGAGACUCCAUCCAUCCUAAUUCUCUGUCUUCUAGAUCUGGACAGAAACAACACAAAAUAAGGACUUUAGAGACACCAGAAACUCUGGACAUCACAUUUGGACAGGAUUCUUGAACCCAAACCAGGUCCACAGGGACUUACGUGGGUGCUUUACCGUUUGUUUUUCUAUCUUGUACGGGGCUGGCGAAGGGGCCGGUGAAAGUUAGCCAAGACGCCGCGUGCCGUGCUCCGCGUGAAGAAUGCCCAGGCACGCCUGCCCAAGCCGGCGGACACAACGCCGGCACCAACGCCGGGCCUUUACAUGGAGCGCUCACAGAGUCGCAUUAGUUUGUCUGCGUCCUUUGAGGCCCUGGCCAUCUACUUCCCCUGCAUGAACUCCUUCGAUGAGGACGAUGGCGACCCAGAGGGCCGCAGGUUAAAGGGCAUCCAGAGGAGUACAGAGACAGGGCUGGCCGUAGAGAUGCCCAGCCGUACGGUCCGGCAGGCGAGCCACGAGUCCAUCGAGGACAGUAUGAACAGCUAUGGCUCGGAGGGAAAUCUGAACUACAGUGGAAUGUGUUUGGCAUCAGACGCCCAGUUUAGUGACUUUCUGGAUGGGAUGGGACCUGCUCAGUUUGUGGGCAGACAGACACUAGCUACAACUUCAAUGGGAGAUGUUGAGAUCGGUCUGAUGGAGAGGAACGGACAGCUGGAGGUGGAGAUCAUUCAGGCUCGAGGACUCAUCAUGAAGCCCGGAUCUAAGGGCCCUCCAGCGGCCUACAUUAAAGUCUACCUUCUGGAAAAUGGCAUCUGCAUUGCCAAGAAGAAGACAAAGUCUGUCCGGAAAUCAUUAGAUCCCCUUUACAACCAAGUCCUUGUUUUUUCAGAGAGCCCGCAGGGAAAGGUUGUACAGGUCAUCGUUUGGGGAAACUACGGCCGGAUGGAUCGUAAAUGCUUCAUGGGCGUGGCCCGCAUCCUAUUGGAGGAGCUGGAUUUGACAAACAUGGUGAUUGGCUGGUACAAGCUUUUCCCCACCUCCUCUAUGGUGGACCCCACGAUGACGCCGCUGAUCCGCCACUGCUCACAGCUGUCUCUGGAGAGCACCGUCGGGCCGUGCUGCGAACGCUCAUAAGACUAACAACUCAUCUAGAUUUCUUUUUCUCUGGAAGGGCUCUCACAGCCCCCCGAUCCUAAGAGUGCUGGCUGUGCAUGAAUGUGGCACAGGCACCUUCUGGAAUGUUCUAGAAUUUCUUCCGAACAAAUGAGCUUUCUGGAAUAUUCCAGAAUUGACCACAGAGGGAAUGCUCAAAAAAAAAAAGACUUCAGGACUGGCAGAGAAUGCAGACCAGAUGUCUGGGCUUUAUUUUAGCUUUCAACACAUUAGCUUGUGAUGGUCUGUGUGAGGAAACGUCCUCCAUUUAGAACUAAACGCAGGUAAACGUUUGUGCAACGGAUGGGUUCGUGCAAUAUGAUACAUAAUAGAGAGAAGAAUGUAAUGGUAAUAAAAGUGUGGGUUUGCAUUCAUCUUCUUGUGUAAUUAAUAAUACAGGAAUAGUUAUACGUCUUAAAAAUAUGUGUAGUUUGGAAAGAGUCGAUGUUUGUAGUUCAUGAUUUCGUUGGCACACGGAUCUUUUUCUGUUCGUGACUCUUCCGUUUCGUCUUUCUCAUUACUGAACAGUGCCAAUGCUGCCAGCGAGUGGCUUUAUUUGUGGCUAGUGUCUAUAUUCGGUGACUACAGGCUUUAUGAAUCAAUAAUCGACGCAGACACAUAUUUAAAAAGACUAUCUUUUCGCAAACGGUGACAUGUCAUUGUACGUUUUCCCCCACUAACAGUAUAUGGAAAAAUGAAAAUGGAUGCAAUAUGCUGAAGAAACAUAGUGAUUAUGAAAUAAAUGUGAGUAGAUGAUAUACUUACAGUUAUAAUUAUGAUAGAUAUGAGAUUUUUAAUGGCUGAAACCAAUAUCUAAAGAGAAGAGUGAUAUAAACAGACAUAAUAUAUACAUACAGUAUAUAAUAACAUUUUAUGAUAACAUGUACAUAAAAUUAAUUAAUUAAAAUCUAAAAAGGUGAGCAAUCCAUUAUUUUUUAAAUGAAAAGGAAGGUCUAAUGACCACUUCUGUAAAUCAAAAAAAGAAAAAAGAAUAAAAAAAGAUCAAAUAUCGGUCAAAUUAAUUACCAAGGCCAAUAUUUAAGAGUAUAUUACUAAUUAUUAAAAGAUAAUUUAGUUUUGCACUUUAUAAUCUUAAAUGUCUUUCUUGUAAGCAACUGCUAGUUUGGCAUAAGCCAAAGUUCACUUUCUUCUUUACAUUAUGAUAUUAUUUCUGACUUCGGGAUGCAGAACCUUUAGUAGCAAUGAUAAGGUUGUAGCAUUAGAUAGUAGCAUAUGCAUGAAAGGCAUCUUAGUUUGCCACCAUCUAAUGAGAUUUUGCAUGAAAUCGAUUGAUACGAGAUUAUCGAGCAUUUUCGCUGGCAGUCGAGCAAACAUGUAGCAGCGGACGAUCAAACGAAAAUGCUGUUACAUCGCACUGAGAUGUGCUGUGUGUCGUCCUGAGCGUCGGGGAGUAAUAAAUACUGAUACAAAUGUUUUCAUAUGUCCUGAAAUGAUGAAAAGCAAAGCAUUUCUACACACCAGAACAGAAAGGGAAGAAACAGCAUUCUGCAUAGCCAAGAAUUUCUACGUCCAGCAUCAAAAUACGACUAUUUGUGAAGAAAACACACUAUUUACCAUACAGUAGACAAAAGGAUUUUUUAAAGACUCCUUCCUCUCCGAGAAGCUCAGGAGUGACGAUUUCAAUUAAUACUGAAAAAUGUACCUCAAACACCCUCAACACACUCAUGUUGUGAAGGCCAUAUAAAGCACUGCCACAUUCCUUUUAAAGGUUUUAAUGUUCAUUGUCUUAAAAAGCAAUAACUAAAUGAAUUUUUGGUCACUUUAUUUGUUACAGGGAGUAAAGCCAGAUUGUCUCUGCAUUACAUUAGAAACUUCUGCAUCCAUGUAGCAAUGUAGUAGAUCCAUGGUUUUAGACGAAGCGCCGAAUGUCUGAGAUCCUCAUGAAAUUAGUGCCAUUACAAAGAUGUGUUGAUGAUUUAGAAAAACCUUUUGGGGUAAUAUAUUACUUAGCAUUGUAUAUUAAUAUAGACAAUAUAUAUUAAUAUACAUCAAUUUAAUACAGCACCAUUGCAUUGUUCAUAGACUUGCUGUCUGAAAAACUACAUAUGAACUAAAAAAAAAACGUUUUUUUGGGCUGUUUAUUGUAAAUAGACGCCUUGGAUUUAGUGGGAGGAAAAAUAAUACAUUUUCAAGGUCUGAUCUGACUUGUCAAUACUGACAUUUGGGUUUUUUAUGCUGUAAGCAACACAAUUCUCCUGUUUCUAUCAGCAUGAUGUUAUUGCUGAUAUUUUAAAAUCUGGAUUGGAUAUAUAAUUACUUUUAAACACCAAAUGCACUCCAGAUGUUAUAAAAGAAUGUGAUUUAUAUGUGAUUUAAAAUGAAAUAUCUCCUUUCCACAGUAGUUUUUGUAAAGCCUUAACUUGUAAUCCAGAGGUCUUAACGUUUACGAUACGCCGGAGAAACGAGCACGGAAGAAUGUCAUUCUGCUUUUAUUUCUAUUCAUUUUCUGUCUUUCUGUUUCUUUUUGUAUUUACUUUAAUCUGGUAAAUAGUCAUGGCCUUUUCGCGUUUUUCACCACACACAAUUUUGUAACUAAAUAACCAUCUACCAUAUCAACUGUACUUUGGGCAAAAUGAUCAACAUAUUCCUAAAAAUUGGAUGCUGUGAUAUUUUUCUUUGUGGAGAUAAUUGUUUAAAUCCUUAUUGCUAUAUGUCAAUUUGAAUUCGUAAAAUAAUGUCACUGUUUAUUAAUGCACAAAUGAGUGUAUUGUUACUCUGUUGAAAAUGGUUAUACAGAAUAAAAUAGCUCACUCUGAUUUACAAAA